UGCACCAGGAUGUUGAGUGACCAUGAGUCAGAUAAGUGUAUACGAUAAUUUUACUGUGCUUGCGAUCUUAUAUACGUCAUAGGGUGUCCAGUUUCCCUAAUUUGGGGUUGGAUGAAAUGACUGCUUGAUUUAAAUAUUGACACACCUCGAAUACAGAAGCUGAAUUAAGAUUUUAAGUAGACAGUUUGUGAAGUCCAAGACAAACAUGGACAACUUUCACUUUGUCUUGUUGACAGUUUGUCUUGUUUUAUGGAAGUCUGUGAUAGCUGAUAUUUAUUUACACAAUCCAAGGGGGGGUAACAACAGGUUGGAUGAGGAAAACAGAAAUGUACAGAAUAAUAAAAGGAUGUUUGACUCCCAGAACAACAAUAGAGGGGGAUACAAUGUGGGGUCACUCUACUACUAUGUGGGGUCAACCCUACACAUAGAAUGGACAAACCAGCAUUCCUGUAGUAACCCUAACAGUCACUGCGAGAUCAUACUACAGUACAUGUGUGAUGACCAGCUCAGGGAUGGGGCUUCUACAAAUACUAUACCCUUGAACCCGGAUGACUGUCGCCUUGGAAACUGUAAUACAGAUAAAGAAUAUGGCAUGAAUGAGAACUAUGAAUAUUACCUGAACUGUAGGUCUCGGAGGCGCAACAAAGGGCUAUUUAUAGCAGACCAGAACCUGAAUAACAGGAACCGGGCAAUCAACACUCGUCAGAAUCCUAACGGUCAGCGCUAUGGUUACGAGUGUCCAGAGGAGAGAGACUAUUACCCCUACUGGGGCCCCACUCCAUGGAUGGAUAUUGCUGUGCUGACUAACGAUGCCACCAGAUGUCCUUAUUACAGAGCUGAGAGUGCUAACGUCAAACCCCGCUACGGCUGUGUGAUGCCAGCGGAGGUCCUACAGGAAAACAUCGGCCGAAUCACCCUCCCCAACACCAAGGAGGAGUGUGAGGUGUACAGAUACCCUAGUAACGACCCUGACGGAGUCCUGGCAGAGUGGAGGGAGGUCCCAGCCUUUGGUAUCGAGGCCCCGGACUGCAGGGAGACCCAGUUCUCCAGAGACAAUCACCUAGGUAACGGGAUUGGAGGACACGCUUUGGUCUACAACUGGACUAUACCCAAUACAGUUCAUGAGAAUUGUGCCAUGAGAAUAAGGUACAAUAUUUCGACUGGGGACUAUAAUGGCUGGAACACAACAUAUAACACAGAUGUUGAUGCUCAGUUGGCAGCCAAAGUCGGACUCUCUGAAAACGAGGCUGACCAACGGGGCUUCCUGUUUGAAAACAACCCUGAGGUCAAGGUCUUUUCAGAUGCCAACUUUGAACUCCAGCUGGCUGUUAACACAGCACAAUUUGGUCGUACAUUUGAGGACAGGUCUUUUGCUUUCGCCAUUCGUCCCCGCCCGGCUGGUACAGAGGGUAAGACAAUCUCCAAUCUGAAUGUCCGCGGGAAGCGAGGAAACAUUGUACAGGUGUAUCCCUCGGUGGAGUACGACUUCAUACCCAACAACCUGGAGAUGGGCACCUCCAACUACAUACAUAUACAGUGGACAGGCUCCAAUACUAACAACCCUAACAAUGAUGGGAAUGGGCAGGCCAGGUCAGAUAGGAACAAUAUUGUCCAGCUAGGAGACCCGACCUACGACGAGGGCAGUCUGACACGAUUUGGCCCUGGGGCAGUAUAUGGAAAAUACGGAGUUAAUUAUCCAGCACAUGCCGUCAACUCAUCCUUUCUUGGUCUCAGUGAAGAGGAUUUACUGCACCUUGCAUUUAAUUCUCCAGGACAUUUUGGCGGUGAACUCUCCCAGUUGGAUGAUGCGGGUACCUACUUUGACCUUGGCCUUCGUAUGAUUUCACAGGAAGGGACGUACCACUAUAUGUGUACGCGUAACAAUGACUUCUCUAACAGAGAUCAGAAGGGGAGGAUCACAGUUCUACCUUACCUCACUGGAACCCAGCCCAUUGGCUUGGGGGGUGGAACUCUAGCAUUAGCUGAUAAUAAAGCCAAGGUGAUGGUGGAGCCGGGUGUUUUCCCUACCCUACAGACCUUACAGAUGGAGGAGUGGUCCCCAGACCUGGCGGUGGGGAGCGGGACACUCAGGAGUGAACCUGCUGGAAAUGACUAUGCCAGUAACUUUGUCGUUAUCCGACCAGAGAAUGUAAUGACACAGAAUGGUGCCACCUUCACCGUUCAGAUGCAGGUGGACCCUGAUGCCAGCAACGUAGAAAUUUACCGCUCCAAAUCCCAGGAUAUGGCCAGCUGGACAAAGAUCCCAUCCUCUGUUGAUGCUGGAACUGCCAGCUUCCAGGUGGACCAAGGUGGUGUCUAUGUGGCUAGGUCCCACCAGAAUCUAGGUCCGAUCAUUGGCAUUGCAGUGGCAGGAAUCGUGGUGGCAUUGGUUGUGAUAGCCACCAUUGUAUACUUUAGAAGAAAUCCUGAUAGAUUUCAGAGAUUGAAGAGUGGUGCUAGGAAAGCAGAGCGAUCUGUACAGAAUAAAGUGUAAAUUGAUGUAUAUAGGGGCAUACAAACAGCAUUAUUGUAUUUAAACAUUGAUUUCUGGUUUUUCCAGAAUUUUUCAUCUCAGGUUGCUGUAUUGGAAAUUAUGGCAUCUUUAAAAAAUAUAUUCUUCAAUCUUUAGUCAUUUGAUUAGAGCCAGUAGUCUUCCCUGAAUACAAUUUUAUAUGUAAGUGGUGCACAAUUUAUUUUAAAUUUUAACUCUCUUUUUGGAUAUUUGAUUGUAAAGAUUUAUAUGUAGUUCAGUUGCAGUAGGGCUUGUGACUGAUAUCUUAGAUACCAUUGAUAUAAACACAAAUUAUGAUACCUUGCUGUGCAGGUACCUAGUUCAAGAUUUCAGGGAAAAAAAUAAAAAUUUUCUUUUUUCUAACAGCAAACAGAACCCACAACUUUGCAGGUCAAAGUUUGUACUUGCCUAUGUACGUUCAAAUGCAUCACUAUUUAAUAUUCAUUUGCACAUUUUAAAAGAAUGGCGAAACUCCUACAUGUAUUUGUAUAUAAUUAUCCAUUGUUAAAUUUUGUCAAUUGUUCAUUGUAAUAUGUUACAUGUUUUAAUGCAUGUACAUGCUCUGUUUUACCAAAUAUGAGAUUAUAUUUAUAUAUUUCUGUUCACAUUUUACAUGUGUAAAUGAACGUUUCAUUAAAAGGCAUAAUAAUAAAAACAAUGGCCAUUAUCAUCAGGUAACAAAACAAUGUACAUAUCAUAUGGAUAUUAAACUGUGUGAAACAUUCCUUUUUUCCAAUAGGUGUAUAGUUACAGUUAUUUUGAAUAAUGUGAAAUAAAUAAUUUUUACAUUGAGAAAAAUUAAGUUUU
Molecule: messenger RNA, 3319 nt
Organism: Saccostrea cuccullata (small rock oyster)
Lineage: Eukaryota; Metazoa; Mollusca; Bivalvia; Ostreida; Ostreidae
Product: protein DD3-3-like
Exons: 14
Coding region: 206-2494 (762 amino acids)
Source: RefSeq, a predicted model, not a curated record